Desarmillaria tabescens is the source of this 870-nucleotide messenger RNA. RefSeq names its product 6-phosphogluconate dehydrogenase C-terminal domain-like protein. Lineage: Eukaryota; Fungi; Basidiomycota; Agaricomycetes; Agaricales; Physalacriaceae. The record is from RefSeq and is a predicted model, not a curated record. Bases 1 to 870 code for a protein of 289 amino acids. Gene Ontology annotation, molecular function: oxidoreductase activity, acting on the CH-OH group of donors, NAD or NADP as acceptor; NADP binding. The transcript is spliced from 3 exons.
AUGGCGACGACGAUUGCAGUGAUCGCCGCAGGCGCUAUGGGUUCUGCAGUGUCAAGGAAACUAGUGCAAAAGGGCUGCACCGUCCUGACGAAUCUUGAAGGACGUUCGGAAUCUACACGUCGAAGGGCACUCGAGGCCGGUAUGAAGGAGGCGACGUAUAAUUCGAUUGCCCGGGAGGCCAGUAUCAUCCUCAGUAUCCUGCCGCCAAGCGAUGCGUUCUCAUUCGCGGAAAGCUUUGUCAAAGAGGCGAACACGGUGUCGUCCAAGGUUCUGUUUGCGGAUUGUAAUGCCGUGAACCCUGAGACGGUCAAACGUAUUUCAGAUAUAUUUUCGGGAACAUCCAUGGCCUUUGUUGAUGCAGGGAUCAUCGGAGGUCCUCCGAGGGAUGAUUAUGAUCCAGUAUUCUUCGCCUCCAGUGAUGAUGCCGAGCAGCUGCGAAAAUUUGCGGGGCUCUCGAAAUACGGACUGAAAGUUUCGGUCUUGGAGGGGGACGGAGCGGGAGUGGGUGCUGCCAGCGCCUUAAAGAUGUCCUAUGCGGGCAUUACGAAAGGAAUGAUAGGCGUGCUGACCACGAUGUUUCUUGGUGCCCAUGCGUCGUCGCCUGCCACAGCGAAAGCUCUCCUCAAGAUUCUGCAGGAAACACAACCUAGGGUCGUGGAACACGCGACGCGAUCGAUACCAGGUAUGAUCCCCAAGGCGUACCGGUGGGUAGGCGAGAUGGAGGAAAUUGCAGGGUUCCUUGGACAAGGGGAAGGAGAUACAUACAUGGGAAUAGCCAAGGUUUACGAAAGGGUGGAAACGUCGUUGAGAGGAAAUAACGCAGAUAUUGAGGUACUGAAAGGCAUGGUGGAGGAAGCGAAGAAGUUGUAA